This is a messenger RNA of Parnassius apollo (apollo), 384 nucleotides long. Lineage: Eukaryota; Metazoa; Arthropoda; Insecta; Lepidoptera; Papilionidae. The record is from the annotation of a GenBank genome assembly.
AUGUCAACAUCUUCCAAAAAAGCAUUCAAAUGCGAUACAUGUCUCAGAGCAUCUACCAGUAAAUUACAGCAAAUACAUGAUAAAGUCACGAUUGAAAAUGUAAAUAUAACAAAACGAAAGAAAAUUAACAAAAAUAUUUCCUUACAAAGCUUAUCUGACCAUCUCUCUGAUGGAGAAGAAACUGAUUAUUUCUCUAUCAAUUCUACACCAAAUCAUGAAUUAAACCGAAGACUAUCUCUGCAUAUGCAAUGUUAUGAUGAAAUUAGUGAACUGAAACAAAAAAUACUGAAGCUGGAGGAAAAUCUUGAGAUAGCAGAAAAUGAAAUAACGAAUUUAUCUUCAGAAAACCAUAACUUAAAAAAAAAGUUGCGGAAUAUGAGCUAA